Schistocerca gregaria is the source of this 1342-nucleotide messenger RNA. RefSeq names its product serine/threonine-protein phosphatase PP1-gamma catalytic subunit-like. The transcript has a single exon. The coding region runs from base 208 to 1125 and encodes 305 amino acids. Gene Ontology annotation, molecular function: protein serine/threonine phosphatase activity. Gene Ontology annotation, cellular component: cytoplasm; nucleus. The record is from RefSeq and is a predicted model, not a curated record. NCBI's taxonomy places the organism in Eukaryota, Metazoa, Arthropoda, Insecta, Orthoptera, Acrididae.
UGGCAAUAUCUGCCCCUGAGGCUGAGUUACGGUGUUGCGUUAUUGGGAAGACGUUGCAGAUGAUGCAAAUAAAGAGUGACGAUUCGAGUUGGUGCUGUUGUGAACGAAGACUCGCCACCAAAAUUUGUUUUUCUUGGUGGUUUCAAGCCAUAGAGUGAAACUUCACUGGAAAAUGUAGACUUACGUGCCAUUGGUAAUGAUUCUCCUAUGGCUGAAAUUGAACCAGAAAUCUCUAUCGAUAGUCUUAUAGAUCGUCUACUGUGCUUUCACAGAAAUCGACGCUGUAAAGCCGCUGCCCUUACAGAAGGAGAAAUGAGAGCGUUGUGUCUCAGUUCACGCGAAAUAUUUCUGUCCCAGGAGACGCUGCUGGAAUUGGAGGCUCCGCUAAAUAUUUGUGGCGACAUACACGGUCAGUUCGUCGAUCUUCUUCGGCUGUUCGAACGUGGCGGAUUCCCACCGCAUUCGAAUUACCUCUUCCUCGGUGACUACGUAGACAGAGGACAACAGUCUCUGGAGACGAUAUGCCUUUUGCUCGCAUACAAAAUCAAAUACCCGGAGAACUUUUUCUUGUUGAGAGGGAACCACGAGGCUGCGGGCAUCAACGGGGUGUACGGGUUUUACGACGAGUGCAAGAGACGGUACAAUGUGAAAGUGUGGAAGACUUUCAACGACUGCUUCAACUGCUUGCCGGUGGCUGCGGUGGUAAGCGACAGGAUUUUCUGCUGCCACGCUGGCCUAAGUCCUGAGCUGCGUAACCUCAACCAAAUACGUGAGAUAAUGAGGCCGACAGAUGUGCCAGAUAAAGGAUUACUCUGUGACCUCUUGUGGUCUGACCCCGACGCCAGUAUAACCGGCUGGGGCCCCAACGAAGAGAGGGGUAUUUCUGUGACUUUCGGAGCGGAUGUUGUGGAGCAGUUCCUGCGCCAGUACGAUUUCGACCUCGUCUGCAGAGCUCACCAGGUAGUGGAGAACGGUUACCAGUUCUUCGCACAGCGACAGUUAGUGACGAUAUUCUCAGCACCUAACUACUGUGGAGAAUACGCCAACGCAGGUGCCAUCAUGGCUGUUGAUGAAUCGUUGAAAUGUUCCUUCCUAAUAUUUUAUGAAAGCGGUAGAAAGCUGUAGUGUGCUCUUAACGACAGUGUGAGUCUCGACCUUUGGAAAUGAUGCCACUGUGGCAAAUCACUCAUUCAAAAAGUGGAGUCAGUGAAACAAGACGUGUGUGAGGCAAAUUUGUAGGAUAAUAUCUUAUGUUUUCCUUUGAAACACUCAUUGUAUUAUUUUAUUGUAUAUCGUUUAGCUACUUUCCGAUGGGAAAUAAUAUCUUGUUGCUUGAAGUUUA